CAGGUGUAUCCAGGUGACAGCUAUGUUCCAGGUGACAGCUAUGAUCCAGGUGACAGCUAUGUUCCAGGUGACAGCUAUGUUCCAGGUGACAGCUAUGUUCCAGGUGACAGCUAUGUUCCAGGUGACAGCUAUGUUCCAGGUGACAGCUAUGAUCCAGGUGACAGCUAUGAUCCAGGUGACAGCUAUGUUCCAGGUGACAGCUAUGUUCCAGGUGACAGCUAUGAUCCAGGUGACAGCUAUGUUCCAGGUGACAGCUAUGAUCCAGGUGACAGCUAUGAUCCAGGUGACAGCUAUGUUCCAGGUGACAGCUAUGUUCCAGGUGACAGCUAUGAUCCAGGUGACAGCUAUGAUCCAGGUGACAGCUAUGUUCCAGGUGACAGCUAUGUUCCAGGUGACAGCUAUGAUCCAGGUGACAGCUAUGAUCCAGGUGACAGCUAUGAUCCAGGUGACAGCUAUGAUCCAGGUGACAGCUAUGUUCCAGGUGACAGCUAUGUUCCAGGUGACAGCUAUGUUCCAGGUGACAGCUAUGAUCCAGGUGACAGCUAUGAUCCAGGUGACAGCUAUGUUCCAGGUGACAGCUAUGUUCCAGGUGACAGCUAUGAUCCAGGUGACAGCUAUGUUCCAGGUGACAGCUAUGUUCCAGGUGACAGCUAUGAUCCAGGUGACAGCUAUGUUCCAGGUGACAGCUAUGUUCCAGGUGACAGCUAUGUUCCAGGUGACAGCUAUGAUCCAGGUGACAGCUAUGUUCCAGGUGACAGCUAUGUUCCAGGUGACAGCUAUGAUCCAGGUGACAGCUAUGUUCCAGGUGACAGCUAUGAUCCAGUGCUUUCCUGCAUGUGUGGGUGACACAGAUACAGGCAGUGUGAAGCAGGGCUUGGACACCAUAGUAGGAGACAUGGGAAGCGUGGACCCUCACCAUGGACCCUCACCAUGGACCCUCACCAUGGACCCUCACCAUGGACCCUCACCAUGGACCCUCACCAUGGACCCUCACACCUCAUCUGAUGCCAAGUGCCUCCGCCGCGUACUGGGCAUAGCAUGCCACGACUUCAUCCCAAACUCCACAAUAAGAGGAAGACCGAGAGCCAGGUGCUCCGACCAGUUGGACGAUGACCUUCUCAACCCGGGACUCAACACGACAUCAGCCUGGGAACUGGCCCCAGAACAGGACGUCAUGGAGAUCCAUAUGUCGAGGCGGUACUCUCCAAGGAGAACCAAGAUGAGUGAGUGA
Molecule: messenger RNA, 1231 nt
Organism: Oncorhynchus keta (chum salmon)
Lineage: Eukaryota; Metazoa; Chordata; Actinopteri; Salmoniformes; Salmonidae
Exons: 4
Coding region: 23-1231 (402 amino acids)
Source: RefSeq, a predicted model, not a curated record